AUGAAGACUACAGUUCUGAAUGUUUUCGCCAUUGUCCUUAUUUGGGCGACGGCUGUCUUUGCUCUGGCCGCCGUUGACGAUGACAGACAGCCACUGGUAGCUCUUGAUCUCGAUUCAGCUCAUGGCAAUAACCGCAACCAGGUCAUUCCGCGAGUCUCACCUGAUCAGACUAGCGACGCGGAUAUUCCAUACGAGAGCUUUCCAGCUUCUGGAAACUCCACCGACGUUCACGCCUUCGGAGGAGACGGCGCCAACUGCAAGGGUAGCUCGCAGUGUAAAUAUUGCAGGGCGAGCCUUGACCAAAUCCUCGAAACUCUCCACGAGAUUCCCGAUCAUGUCACAUUCAAGAACGGCGAGAAGAUUGCGUGCCAAGUAUGCAAUCAUGAAUACUUUCAGGGCAUGUGCAUUUUCGCCCGAAACCUUCAUAUGGAUAUCAACGCCAAGGACGUCCGAGAGAUCGUUCAGCGGCUUAGGAAUCACCCCUGCGGACGAUGCGGAAGCGUUCCUAUCCAUAAGGGCGCAAGUCUCGACCAAGGUAUGAUCACAGCCAACUACAUCAACCGUGCAUGUGCUGGUAAAGCACAGGACCGCGCUCGGGGUUGCCCACCACCCUCACUAUAA
This is a messenger RNA of Alternaria alternata, 621 nucleotides long. Its product is annotated as killer toxin. Bases 1 to 621 code for a protein of 206 amino acids. Gene Ontology annotation, cellular component: extracellular region. The transcript has 4 exons. Lineage: Eukaryota; Fungi; Ascomycota; Dothideomycetes; Pleosporales; Pleosporaceae. The record is from RefSeq and is a predicted model, not a curated record.